AUGGCGACUCCCAACAAUGCUACUCCCACCAACUGCAGCUGGUGGCCCAUUUCAGCUCUUGAGAAUGAUGCAGGGAAAUCUACGGAGGUUGAGGACAGCCAGGACCCAACAGACCCCGCUCUCAGAUCCAAGGAUAGGCUGGUUUUGUAUCACUGGACCCAGUCUUUCAGCUCACAAAAGGUCCGCCUGGUCAUCGCGGAGAAGGGGCUGCCGUGCGAGGAGCGGGAUGUCAGCAUGCCCCUGACUGAGCACAAAGAGCCCUGGUUCAUGCGUCUCAACCUUGGGGAGGAGGUGCCCGUGAUUAUCCACGGAGACAACAUCAUCAGCGACUACAACCAGAUCAUCGACUACAUGGAGAAGAACUUCACAGGAGGUAAGGAGGGUCGAUGUACCGUAGCUGUAACCAAUGCCAACUUUUUGUUCCGUGUUUCAGAAAAUGUUACCCAGCUGAUCCCCGACACCGGGAGCAUUCUCCACACAAGAGUGGUGCAGUACAGAGAGCUCCUGGACUCACUGCCCAUGGACGUCUACACUCACGGCUGUAUCCUCCAUCCCGAGCUCACCACUGACUCCAUGAUUCCAAAGUACGCUACAGCUGAAAUCCGCAGACACUUAGCUAAUGCCAGUACGGAGCUGAUGAAGCUGGACUACGAAGGGGAGCCCCAGCUGACUGAGCCAUACCUUUCCAAACAGAAGAAACUCAUGGCCAAGAUCCUGGAACACGACAAUGUGAGCUACUUGAAGAAAAUCCUUGGCGAGCUGGGAAUGGUGCUAGACCAGAUUGAGGCCGAGUUGGAGAAGAGGAAACUCGAGUAUCAAGGGCAGAAGUGCGAACUCUGGCUCUGCGGAUGCGUCUUUACCUUGGCCGACAUCCUACUGGGAGCCACCCUGCACCGCCUCAAGUUUCUAGGACUGUCUAAGAAAUACUGGGAAGAUGGCAGCAGACCCAACCUACAGUCCUUCUUUGACAGGAUACAAAAACGCUUUGCCUUCAGGAAAGUUUUGGGAGACAUACACACCACCCUUCUCUCGGCCGUGGUACCCAAUGCCUUCAGGCUUGUCAAACGGAAACCCCCCUCCUUCUUUGGAGCCUCCUUCCUUAUGGGAUCUCUGGGGGGAAUGGGAUAUUUCGCUUAUUGGUAUUUAAAGAAAAAAUACAUCUAA
Molecule: messenger RNA, 1164 nt
Organism: Emys orbicularis (European pond turtle)
Lineage: Eukaryota; Metazoa; Chordata; Testudines; Emydidae
Gene: GDAP1L1
Product: ganglioside induced differentiation associated protein 1 like 1
Exons: 6
Coding region: 1-1164 (387 amino acids)
Source: RefSeq, a predicted model, not a curated record